Messenger RNA from Ipomoea triloba (trilobed morning glory), 1107 nucleotides. RefSeq lists its product as uncharacterized. The transcript has 2 exons. The record is from RefSeq and is a predicted model, not a curated record. NCBI's taxonomy places the organism in Eukaryota, Viridiplantae, Streptophyta, Magnoliopsida, Solanales, Convolvulaceae. The coding region runs from base 1 to 1107 and encodes 368 amino acids. Gene Ontology annotation, biological process: DNA repair; telomere maintenance. Gene Ontology annotation, molecular function: DNA helicase activity.
AUGUUGGACCGCGAUGGUUAUCCAAUUUAUCGUAGGCGUGAUAAUGGUCGUACGAUAAAGAAGAAUGGCAUAGAUCUGGACAGUAGAUAUGUUGUCCCUCACAAUAGGUACUUAUUGUUGAAGUACAAGGCUCAUAUUAAUGUUGAAUGGUGUAAUCAAUCAAGAUCAAUCAAGUACUUAUUCAAGUACGUCAACAAGGGAAAUGAUCGAGUAACUGCUGAGUUCUACAAUAGCACCGUUGACGAAUCCACUGGAAAGGUUGUAGAUGAAAUCAAGAUGUACUACGAUUGUAGGUAUAUCUCACCAUGCGAAGCUGCUUGGAGGAUAUUUUCUUUUGACAUACAAUUUAGGAAUCCUUCAGUGGAACGUUUGAGUUUCCAUCUACCUAAUGAGCAAUCCAUUAUAUUUGAUGAUGGUGAUAAUAUUGACAAUGUUGUUAAUCGUCCCACAGUGUCCAAAAGUAUGUUCACCGCAUGGUUUGCAGCUAAUAUGAAGUAUGAGGAUGCCAAGCAGUUAACUUAUUCAGAAAUGCCUAGGAAAUUUGUUUGGAAGAAAGACAAAAGAGAAUGGCAUCAUAGCCAAAGAAAUUUUGCAAUUGGAAGGAUUUUCUAUGUUCCACCAAAUUGUAGUGAACUAUUUUAUUUGAGGUGUUUACUAAACUUGGUUAGGGGCCCCAAAAGUUUUGAAGAAAUCAAAUUGGUUGAUGGAAUACAAUAUACGUCAUUUAGAGAUGUCUGCUACGCUAGAGGAUUGAUUGAUGACGACAAAAAAUAUGUGGACACAAUUUUGGAGGCAUCACUAUGGGCAAUUGCUUAUUCUGUAAGGAAACUUUUUGUAACGUUGUUGACCUCAAAUUCAAUGUCAAAGCCAGAAAUUGUGUGGGACGCUGUUUGGAUACAUCUAGCUGAAGAUGCGGAAUAUCAAGCUAGGAAAACGUUAGGAUUCCCAGCAUUGGAUAAAACAAUGAGAGGCGUACUGAGAUUCUCUAAUAGUUCAAGCUCAACAAAGACUUUUGGUGGUAAAACUGUUGUAUUAGGGGGUGAUUCAGACAGAUUCUUCCAGUUAUUCCCAAAGGAACAAGACAAGACAAUGUCCAAGCAAGUAUAA